CACAUGUAGUACUCCUUUCAUCCCGCCCAGUGCCCGCCUUGGCAGGGUCACGAAGAAAGCUACUUACCUCAUCAGCGUACCUGACUGACCGCGCACGACUCACCCAUCUCCAGCCAGCCCCGGGCUUACCACAUCGUCGCCUCGUUUCUGGCGUUUUUUGCCAAGUACCGGUUGGGGAUACCUACGACGCUCAUCGGUUCUGCAAGCGGUAGCCGUUCCAUCUCGAGAGACAUCGAGAAGUUGGAACAGCACACGGGGCGCCGAACGCCAUAAGAGUCGGUGGUACGAAACCUUGUCAAAAGGCCCAAUCCACGAAACCAGAUGCCAGGCCCAGCGGUCACCGUAGAAGAUCCUCGCUGCCCCAAGACACCACUGGACACGCUGGACACGCCACACCCGCACCAUGCCCCUCCCGUCGUCAGCUCACGCGCGCCCACUACUGUGCACAUCGGCCGGUUUGGGCCCCCCAACUCUUCCCAGGUUUGGUGUAGUCUUGACUUUUGCCUUUUUCUACUGCGUCGUGCUAGAACAAGGCCAGUAUCAGUGCUCUCACUGAUUGAGUCUGGUUCGUACAGGUCCCGCGCCGGCAGAACUAGCUUUCCAACAGGGCACACACAGCUUGCCCACUUUACUCCCGGCACCCGGCUUUUCCUCCGCCAGCAACCCAAACCAAAAAAGAAAACCGUGGGACGGUGGGCUAAACCCGUUCAUCGUCCCCGUAGCUCUCCCAUCUACCCGUGUCAAACCCAAUACUCUCUGUGUUCUUACACCCAAAAACGCCGAACAAUCCUCAAGCCUCUCGACUGUCCCGUCCUAAUCGACACCUUCUCUUCAACCACAGCCCAUCAAACUUCUAGCCUGGUCGGCACUUACACCCCAAACACAAACCACUCUCAUCAGACCCCAAACAACAUUAACCACCCGCCCGCCACCAUGUCGCGCAUCACCGCCCCCGUCUCGAAGCUCACCCGCUCCAUCAAUUCGGCCGCCGCCGCCAACCGUUCCAGCGGCCUCCUCGAGUCGCACUACAACGUCAACCACGGCGCCGUGCUGAUGCCAAAGUACGCCGAGCUCCUCAAGAACCGGAGUCUCCGCGAGCAUGAUUCUGCUCGCACCCUCACAACAACCCACCGCCCGACCCCGCAACCGACACGCUCUUCCCCUUCACACCGUCAGAUGCAGACCUUCUCCUCCUCCCCCGCGUCAUCCGCGGGCCCCAUCGCCUCCAUGGACUUCACCACACUCCCCGCGUCUUACGAGCCCCUCCCGGUCAACGAGUUCGCCGGCAUGCGCAUGCCUCUGCUCCCGGACUCCUUCACCACGAAACACCAAUCCCUCUAUGAACAGGUCCCCGCUGCGGAGGACCUUCCUCUCUCGAGGCCCGAGAUCUCCGUCGUCGCGGCCCACCCGGAGAACGUCACCGCCGCGGCCCUCACCGAGGUCGAGGCCUUCGGCGUCGACGGCGUCGAGCUCAAGUGGGCCCACGAGACUGAUGCCGCCGCGCCGGUCGAGACCCACCAGCCUGGCCUGAGGGACCUGUGGAAGGGCCUCGUCGACAACGUCGUCGGCACCCAGCAGCAGAAGGCCGCCUUCUAAACAGCGUUCCGCACGCUGCUGAAGAGUUCAAAUGUGGGGGAUGACGCUCAUCCUUUCCCUCACAAGGCCCACGCUCCUUUCUUGUUUUCUCUUCUUUUUGUUGGUUGAC
Messenger RNA from Colletotrichum destructivum, 1705 nucleotides. RefSeq lists its product as uncharacterized. The transcript is spliced from 4 exons. Lineage: Eukaryota; Fungi; Ascomycota; Sordariomycetes; Glomerellales; Glomerellaceae. The coding region runs from base 322 to 1596 and encodes 424 amino acids. The record is from RefSeq and is a predicted model, not a curated record.